This is a messenger RNA of Acanthaster planci (crown-of-thorns starfish), 6841 nucleotides long. Its product is annotated as SWI/SNF-related matrix-associated actin-dependent regulator of chromatin subfamily A member 2-like. The record is from RefSeq and is a predicted model, not a curated record. Gene Ontology annotation, cellular component: nucleus. Gene Ontology annotation, biological process: regulation of DNA-templated transcription. Lineage: Eukaryota; Metazoa; Echinodermata; Asteroidea; Valvatida; Acanthasteridae. Gene Ontology annotation, molecular function: histone binding; ATP binding.
GAAAUUAAGAUGAGGCGAUAAUUUCCGAAGCGCUGGGUCGAUUCAACAUGGACGGUCUUUCUUUGUCAUGACGGAACCGUAAGAAUUUUAACGACAUUUUUAAGGUCAAGCUCGAAGAAAGAUGUCCGAUGAAACAAUGGCAGUCUCGAGUCCUAUGCAGGACUCUUUAGCCGACUUAGCUUCCAUGCCUGCUCCUGGCCAGAUGGCUGAGCAAUCUCCGUUACCAUCGCAACAAAUGCCGGCCCCUUCACCGAUGUCCCAGUCUGGCAUGCCCAUGGAGAGCCCCCGCCCAAUGCCGACUCCCAGCCCUAGCUCCAUGCACGGUGGUCCUAUCGCCAGUCCCAUGGGUGGGUCCAUCCAUAGCCCAAUGGCCGGCCCCGGUAUGAUACAUGCCAGUAGUCCCAUGGCCCAGAUGCCGUCUCCGAUGCCCAACCCUAACUCUAUGCCCGGUCAGUCACCAAUGCCGCCUAGCCAGAGCCCCAUGCAGCACCAUCAAAUGCCCAUGCAACAGCAGCAGCACCAAGGACAGAUGCCAAUGGGGAACCAGGGAUCAAUCGGGAAUCAGGGAUCCAUGAUGAGCCAGGGUCCAAUGAGCAACCAGGGUUCAAUCAGUAACCAAGGCCCGAUGAUGAACCUGAGUGCAACAGGGAACCAGGGAGGCAUGAGUAGCCAUGCACCAAUGAUGAAUCAGGGACCUAUGGGCACCCAGGCACCUAUGGGCACACAAGCACCUAUAGGCACCCAGGCACCUAUGGGCAGUCAAGGUUCCAUGAUGAACCAAGGUGCCAUGGAAAACCAAGGCACCAUAGGAAACCAGGAUUCUGCUAUGAUAAACCAAGGCCCUAUGGGAAACCAGGGACCCAUGACAGGUCAAGGGUCAGUUGGAGGUCAAAGUUCCAUGGCAGGUCAGGGGCCGACCAGUGGGCAAGCAUACAUGGGCAACCAAUCUUACAUGGGCAACCAACCUCCCAUGGGCAACCAGGGACAUUCUGGUGGUCAAGGGUUUAUGGGAAGUCAAGGCCCAAUGGCUAGCCAGGGACACAGUGGUAACCAGGGAUAUAUGGGUAACCAAGGCCCAUAUAGUCAAGGUCAUAUGCCCAAUCAGGGAGCCAUGCAAGGUCCUGGAUCCAUGCCGGCUCCAGGGUCCAUGCAAGGACAAGGAUCCAUACCAUCAUCAGGACCCAUGCCACCUAGCGCCGGACCCAUGCCUGCCCCAAGUCCCAUGCCAGGUCCUGGACCCAUGCCGGGGCCCAUGCAAGGCCCAGGGCCAAUGACGGGUCCGGGCUACAUGCCCAAUCAAGAUCCCAUGCCCAACCAGAUGCCCAUGAUGAACCAAGGUCCAGUUGGGAACACGGCUCCCCCUAACCAGAUGGCCCCUACGAUGCCAGGCCAAGGAGGAAGCCUGCCAGGUCCAACUCCGACCCCCCAGCCACCCCCUGGGCCAAUGCACGGACCCCAGCAACAAAGCUCUACUUUCCAGAGUCAAUACAACUCUCUGCAUAGGGCCAUUGAGACGAUGCAGGAACAAGGCAUGCAGGGGGAUCCCCGCUAUGGUCAGUUGAUGGGUCUGGCUAAACGAGCAAAACAACACCAGCAACAGCAGGCUAUGGGAGGUUAUGGCGGGCCGAUGGACUCCAAUGCCCCACCAUCCACCAGUGGGCAGGGCCAGGCAGGGAUGGGCCCCACGCCCCCAGGCUCUCGCACCUCCCCCUUCAGCUCGACCCAGCUCCACCAACUCAAGGCCCAGAUCAUGGCCUACAAGCUGCUGUCCCGAAACCAGAUGAUACCGGACAACCUGCGCCAGGCCGUUCAGGGCAAACACCAGGCCAUGUACCCACGCACCGGUGGUAGGUUAUUUGGUAGGCUGUCAAUGGGCAGCCAGCCCCCUAUGGGCGGUCCACCCAGUAGUGGGCCCAGUGGUCAGUCCUCCGCUGGGCCUAUGCCCGGCCAGUGGCCCCAGCAACAACAGCAGCAACAACACCCAAUGGGCGGUCCCCAAGGGGUCCCCCGCCCCACAAUACCGCCGCAGAUGUCGCCACAACAACAGCAACAACAACAACAACAGCAGCAACAACAACAACAGCAGCAGCCGAUGCACCAGCCGCCGCCCCCGAAGCAGAUCCAGACAGUCAUGAUGCUACAGCCUAAACAGAAUCGCUUGAUCACCAUGGCGAAACCACAAGGGAUGGACCCAGUGGAAAUCUUGUCAGAGCGUGAAAACAGGAUCACCGGUCGCAUAGCCUAUCGCAUCCAAGAGCUACAGACGCUCCCCGGUUCCCUGCCUGAAGACUUACGCAUGAAGGCAACCAUUGAACUCCGUGCUCUGAGACUUCUCAACUUCCAGCGUCAGCUGCGACAGGAAGUAGUGAGCUGUAUGCGACGGGACACCACCCUAGAGACUGCCCUCAACUCCAAGGCCUACAAACGCAGCAAGCGGCAGUCGCUGCGCGAGGCCCGACUGACAGAGAAACUGGAGAAGCAGCAGAAGAUGGAGCAGGAGAGAAAGCGGCGCCAGAAACAUCAGGAAUACCUGAGUUGCAUCAUGCAACAUUCUAAGGACUUCAAGGAGUACCACCGCAGUGUGCAGGCCAAGCUCAGCAAGCUUAACAAGGCGGUCAUGACCUACCAUACCAACACGGAGAGAGAGCAGAAGAAAGAGAGCGAACGCAUCGAGAAGGAACGAAUGCGACGGCUCAUGGCUGAAGAUGAGGAGGGUUAUCGGCGCUUGAUUGACGAGAAGAAAGACAAACGUCUCGCCUACCUGCUGAGCCAGACGGACGCUUACAUCAACAGUUUGGCAGAACUGGUCCGGGCUCACCAGGAACAGCUCAGGAAGAAGAAACGCGAGAAACGCAAGAAGAAGAAGGCUGAGGUAAGCGAAGCCUUUCAGGAUGGGUUGACAGAUGAGAGUAGCCAGAUGAGCGACACGCCCAUCAAGGUCAUCAACCGCGAGACGGGUCACAUCGUGAGCGGAGAGGAGGCGCCCAAGGCUACCCAGCUGGAGGCAUGGCUGGAGAUGCACCCCGGGUAUGAGGUUGCACCAAGAGACGAGGACGGCUCCGAGUACGAAUCCGAAGAGGGCUCUGAAGAGGAAGAAGAGGAUGAGGAAGAACAGCCACCGCCGCCGCGACCGCAGCCGCCGAUUGUACCAGCAACAACUGAGGAAGCCAUCAAUGAUGUCCAUGCCGCCGAUGAUGAAUACAACACUCGCAAUGUGGGAUAUUAUUCCAUCGCCCAUGGUAUACGAGAAGAAAUCACCAAGCAACCGGAUAUGCUGGAGAAUGGAACGCUGAAGGAGUAUCAGAUCAAGGGUCUGGAAUGGCUGGUGUCUCUCUACAACAACAACUUGAAUGGUAUUCUGGCCGAUGAGAUGGGUUUGGGCAAAACCAUCCAGACCAUAGCUCUCAUUGCUUAUCUGAUUGAGAAGAAGAACGUCAAAGGCCCAUAUCUCAUCAUUGUUCCCCUCUCGACAUUGUCCAACUGGGUGAUGGAAUUUGACAAGUGGACUCCUACCAUAUCCAAGGUGUCCUACAAGGGAUCGCCCAGCCUGCGCCGGACCCUAGCAGCCAAUCUCCGCACCAUGAAGUUCAAUGUUCUCUUGACCACCUAUGAGUAUGUUAUGAAGGACAAGGCAGUCUUGGCAAAGAUCCGUUGGAGGUACAUGAUUGUUGAUGAGGGCCAUCGAAUGAAGAAUCAUCAUUGUAAGUUGACCCAGGUGUUGAACACUCACUAUCUAGCGCCUCAUCGAGUCCUGCUGACUGGAACUCCCUUGCAGAACAAACUACCCGAGUUGUGGGCACUGCUUAAUUUUUUGCUGCCGACCAUCUUCAAGUGUUGUAGCACCUUUGACCAGUGGUUCAAUGCACCCUUCUAUUCCACAGGAGAAAAGGUGGAACUGAAUGAAGAGGAGACUAUUCUGAUCAUCCGUCGUCUGCACAAAGUGCUGCGACCUUUCCUCCUCAGACGUCUCAAGAAAGAAGUCGAGUCUCAACUCCCAGAAAAGGUUGAGUACGUGAUCAAGUGCGACAUGUCGGCAUUGCAACGUCUGCUGUAUCGUCACAUGCAGAUCAAGGGAGUCAUGCUGACGGAUGGAUCGGAGAAAGACAAGAAGGGUCGCGGUGGUACCAAGAUGCUUAUGAACACCAUCAUGCAACUCCGCAAGAUCUGCAACCAUCCCUUCAUGUUCCAGCAUAUCGAAGCCUCGUUCUGCGAGCAUCUGGGCCAGACAGGUGGUAUCGUACAGGGACGAGAGAUCUACCGCGUGGCCGGCAAAUUUGAGCUACUGGAUCGCAUCUUGCCCAAGUUGAAGUCAGGCAAACAUCGCACUUUGCUUUUCUGCCAGAUGACCUCCUUGAUGACCAUCCUCGAGGACUUUUUCAUCUUCAGAGGUUAUCGUUACCUUCGCCUGGACGGUACCACCAAGGCUGAUGACCGAGGUGACCUGCUGGUCAGGUUCAAUGACCUGGACUCGGACUAUUUCCUCUUUCUGCUCAGCACCCGUGCUGGUGGUCUUGGCCUCAACCUUCAGACCGCCGACACGGUCAUCAUCUUUGAUAGUGACUGGAACCCUCAUCAGGAUUUGCAAGCCCAGGAUCGUGCUCACCGUAUCGGUCAAAAGAAUGAGGUCCGCGUACUUCGCCUGAUGACCGUCCAGAGUGUGGAGGAGAAGAUUUUGGCUGCGGCCAAGUACAAGCUUAACGUGGACAGCAAGGUCAUUCAGGCCGGCAUGUUUGACAAUAAGUCCACGGGGCAGGAACGUCGAGCUUUUUUGAUGGCCUUGCUGGAUCAAGAUGCAGACCAGGAUGAGGAGGAGAAUGAAGUUCCGGAUGACGAGACCAUCAACCAGAUGAUCGCCCGCACUGAGGAGGAGUAUGAGGCCUUCCAGCGGAUGGACAUUGAGCGACGUCGUCAAGAGGCACGGGACCCAAACCGCAAGCCCCGUUUGAUGGAGGAAGACGAGCUACCCGGCUGGCUGCUCAAGGAUGACAAGGAAGUAGAGCGGCUGACCAUUGAGGACGAUGAAGAGAAGCUGUUUGGGCGUGGGUCCCGGCAGAGGAAGGAUGUAGAUUACAGCGACUCAUUGACAGAGAAGGAGUGGUUGAGGGCCAUUGAGGAAGGCAACCUGGACGAAGUGGAAGGCUUGAAGAAGCUGAAGAAGCAACGCAAGCGUAACUACGAGUACAUGGACGAGGAAGAUGAAGAUGAAGAGGAGACCAAGGUGGCCAGCAAGGUGGAGAAGCCGGCCGUCAAGAAGAGACGUGGCCGGCCACCUGUAGAGAAGCCCCAGCCUAACCCGCCCAAGCUGACCCACAACAUGAAAAAGCUCGUGGAGACCAUGACUAGCUACAAGGAUGGCCAAGGCAGGCCUCUGGCCCAUCCCUUCCUGGCCCUACCUCCCAGGCGAGAGCUACCAGACUACUACGAGCUCAUCCCCAAACCCAUGGACUUCAAGAAGAUCAAGGAUCGCAUCCGACAACAUCGCUACCGCUGCAUCAACGACCUGGAGCGCGACGUCAACCUCAUGUUCAGGAAUGCACAGACCUACAACCUUGAAGGCUCACAGAUUUAUGAGGAUUCCAUAGUGUUGCAGUCAGUGUUUGCCAGCGCCCGCAGUUGCCUAGAGACCACAGGCCGUCUGCCAAACUGUGGCGAUGAAGACAGUGACGAGGAGACAGAAGCAACGUCCGACUCGGAGUCGCGCUCCUCCAUGAAGAUGAAGAUCAAACUGAAGCAGGGCCGAGGCGAGGGCAAAGGUCGCGGCCGGGGCAAGGGCAGGGCCCAGCCCGCCAAGCGAGGCCGCCCUCCGCGCAAGCCGGUUGUCAGUGACGACAACGACGAGGAGGAAGAAGAAGCGGGGAAGAAAGAGUCGUCGUCCAGCAGCAGCAGCAGCGACUCUGAUGAGGAGGAAUCGGGCAGCGAGGGUAAUCCAACCCCGGAGUCCUCCCGUCCCUCGUCACGUGGAGCCUCCCCAGCCAUGGGCCACAAAAAGCGUUGAAAGCUCUGCCCACAAACAAGUCAAAGUCAACCACGCCUGCAAGAAGCUGGCGUCAAAACCUAGUGCCCCAAAAAAUAUUAACCUGUCUAUAGACAUAGCAAAUUUACAAAUAUUAGAAAAAGCGAAUAUUGUUUAGAAAGAAAAUGGAGUCAAUCACUUAUUAUCUGUUUUAUGUUGGUGUUUAUUGUCCGUUUCUUUCCUCUGUAUUUGACCCCAUUCCAGGGAAAACUAAAAAACAUGUACUCUGUGUUUGUAAAUUACACAUAAGCAGUAGAUGUAGUCACAGUGUUUGUGCCUAUGUACAUGGACAUGUAUUUCCAUGGCGUACCGUUUUGAGAAGUCAUCGAAACCUACCCAUGUUUUGCAUUAAUGUCGUACCUAAUGCUGUUUCAGGUUUUCCAACAAACUUUUGUAUUUUCCAUAAUAUAUAAACACAGUCUGGUGGUGUUGCCUAGUGUCCUUGUAACAAUGAAAGCCUUUUAUAUGAUUGGAAUAGUCAAACAAUUAGAAUUGGACGGGAUUUGUGGGAGUGGUUUGAGGGAAAGUGGAUGUACACAAAAAGACUUGGAUUAAAUGCUUAAACCCUAAGGCUGUUUGAGUUUGCCUAUUUGGCUGGGAAAGAAAUUGGUCAAACAUCUCUGGACCAGAUAAUGAUGACCUCUUUUGGGGUUAGAUAACAUCACGUAUUUUGUUUUAAAAAGUCACUAGUUGUCAUUUUUUGUAGCCUGUCUGACCAAAAAAAUCACUUUAAAUUGCUUGUAUCUCCUUAACGGUAUUGGGUAGAUGGAAAUAAAGAUAUGAACUGUGUGUAUACUAAAAUUCCAUCUGGAUGAUUGCAAGAUUCAA